AUGGCAGCAGCAAUUUUUCCAGUUCUUUGCUUAAAAAAUAUUUUUCAUCAUCUUUCUGAACUUGAUCACCAAUCACAAAGGACAUGUGUAAUGUUAAAUCGUCACUGGUGUUCAAAUUUAACAUCAGAACUUUGGAGAAAUCCUUUUGAUUUCUUUUUAGAAGAUGAAAAGAAAGUCAAAUUAAUUGAUAUUUAUCUUAAAUGUUUACCACGAGAUGUUCAAAAAAGACUUAACCUUCCUAUGAUCAAUAAAAAUUAUAAUAAAACAGCUUUUAAUUAUCCAUCAUUCUUACAUGAAUUUGAUCCGGAAUUAAUAUUAGAUUUUAUUAGAAAAUGGGAAAAUAAAAAUAUGAAAUUUAAAAAAUCCACCAAA
Molecule: messenger RNA, 372 nt
Organism: Diversispora eburnea
Lineage: Eukaryota; Fungi; Glomeromycota; Glomeromycetes; Diversisporales; Diversisporaceae
Source: the annotation of a GenBank genome assembly